Messenger RNA from Closterium sp. NIES-67, 766 nucleotides. The record is from the annotation of a GenBank genome assembly. NCBI's taxonomy places the organism in Eukaryota, Viridiplantae, Streptophyta, Zygnematophyceae, Desmidiales, Closteriaceae.
AUUGUUCAACCUCCAUUGCUUGGACCGCACCUGCGCCUUCCACGGUGGAAGCAGAUCGUUUGUUUUUGCAGGAGGUGCCAUCUACGUCCUUCCAUCCACCCAGAGCUCAGACUUCGACACUUGAGACCAGAUCACACUUCAGCCACACCGAGUCGCUUCUCCGUCAUUGCCCAUGGCGUACCCUCAGCCUGGGAGCAUGUCUGUCGCGUUGCGAGCUCUCCUUUUGACGCUUUUCGGGAUACUGAUAAUACUUCAAAGUUCCAUUCCACUCGGAUCUGCUGUGAAGAACGUACCCCGGCCAAAACCACCUACCCCUGAUACCAACGUCAGAGGUCCACCUAGGGGAGGCUCGCAGCCUGCGCCGCCAAGUGGGCCAAUCGGAGAUUCGGGAGGGCCACGUUGCGCGUCCGGGCGGGCAUACCGCGUGCUGCCCACAGACACGUGUGUGCGCCUGAUGUUCCUCUUCUACAAAAGAAGCUACUCCAUUUUCCGCUCUGCUAACGGCGGACGGCCGUGCCUUGAUCCACUGAAAGUCGGCUCGUCGGUCUGCUUGCCUCCAAAUUAGAGACGAGUGCUUGCCUUUCAGUCUUGUGUGUUCCUCCGCACGUAGCGGCUAGCGGCUUAGUGCUAGGCUUGAUUUGGAAGGUGUCGGAUGCGCCUAUUGAGCGAUCACAAUUCCUCAAGCGUGGUAGUGACAUCAGUGACAUACCCCUGGUUGUGUGAUUAAUAAAAGGCACCUGAUUAGUACAGUCCAUCCAUAGGGAGU